Molecule: messenger RNA, 1697 nt
Organism: Erythranthe guttata (spotted monkey flower)
Lineage: Eukaryota; Viridiplantae; Streptophyta; Magnoliopsida; Lamiales; Phrymaceae
Product: UDP-glycosyltransferase 86A1
Molecular function (GO): quercetin 3-O-glucosyltransferase activity; quercetin 7-O-glucosyltransferase activity
Source: RefSeq, a predicted model, not a curated record
UAACAAACCUGCAAAAAUUAAGAGAGAGAAAUGGCAGCAGAGAGUGAGUGCAUAAAGUCACAUGCUAUAAUGAUAUCAGCCCCUUACCAAGGUCACAUAAACCCCUUUGUCAGUCUUGCUCUCAAGCUUGCUUCUAAUGGCUUUUCCAUCACUUUUGUUCAUUUCGAAUUCGUACACGACAAAUUAUCCAAGGCCCUCCAUAGCAAUAAUAAUGAAGUUGAUUUAUUCUCUGAAGCUCGAGAAUCAGGUCUUGACAUACGUUACACAACCAUUGCUGAUGGUUUUCCUUCUGAAUUUGAUCGGGAACUUCACUUUGAGGAAUAUUGGGAGUCCAUAACGUUCGAUUUUCAAUCUAUAAUCGACGAAUUUGUCGGCAAGACAAUUGAAUCUGAUCCAUAUUCAGUCCAUUUCUUGGUUGCCGACACUAUUUAUGUAUGGCCUGGAAAAAUUUCCGACAAGUACAACCUUAUCAAUGUUUCACUCUGGACUCAACCAGCCCUGGUGUUUUCUUUAGGUUAUCACAUAGAGCUUCUAAGAGAAAAGGGUCAUUUCCCAUGGGGAGGCAAUAUAGAUGAGGAAAUAAACUACAUUCCAGGAGUUGAGUCAAUAAGCACAAGCGACUUGAUGCCGUAUCUUAUAAAAGCAGAAUCACAAAUCUUACGAACCCGAAUUUGUUCCGUGGCAUUCGAACAGGUAAAGAAGGCGGAUUUUAUCCUACACAACAAUGUAUAUGAGUUAGAAUCUCAGACACUCUCAGCCCUCAGCAAAUACCAACCAAAUUACACAAUUGGCCCUGUUAAGUUCUCCAAGAAUAUUCCAACAAAUGAUGUCAGCAAGAGUUUUUGGUCGGAAUCAGACUGCACCAACUGGCUAGACUCCAAGUCCCGCGGCUCGGUUUUGUACAUUUCGUUUGGAAGUUUUGUUCAGACAAAUAAGCAGGUGAUUGAAGAAGUGGCUUAUGGGCUUCUUCUGAGUGAAGUGAACUUCAUUUGGGUGAUUCGACCAGGCAUCCUCGGUUCUCCUGAUAGCAAUGUUUUACCAUUUGGAUUCGUGGAUGAAAUAAAUAUUAAGGAUAAAGGGUUAAUUAUUCCGUGGUGCGAUCAGAUUAAGGUUCUUUCAAAUCCAGCCGUUGGGGGGUUCUUGACACAUUGUGGGUGGAAUUCGACGUUGGAGAGUAUGUGGUGUGGGGUGCCCAUGAUUUGUUACCCUAUAGACUGGGAUCAACCUACUAAUAGGAAAUUAGUGGUUGAUGAUUGGAAGAUUGGGGUUAAUCUUUGUGAUUACGGAACAUCAGUUGAUAGGAAACAAGUUGCUGAGAAGAUUAAGCAAUUAAUGAGCGGGAUUAGUUCUAAGAGCUUGAGGCAAGAAGCAGAUAACGUAAAGACGAUCUUGCAUAAGGCAGUCGAAAUUGAUGGAUCGUCCGAGAGAAACUUUGCUCAAUUUAUCAAGGAUUUGAGGGCGAAACUUCAAGAAACGGCUUUCAAUUUGAACUAGCACUGCCUGAUCACUUUUUGUAAUGAUUAUUCCAAAAUUUCAAAUAGUUAGAAGUAGGAAUUGAUCAUUAACCAGAACUAACGGCAGAGCUUUUCAAUUAUAAGAAACUAGAGCAGAAAGUGAAUUCGAGUUAAUUAAAAUGACUCGUGUUCACUCAGUUACAAUAUUCCCUGAUUUCAGCUCUAUCAAACAAUUCUUGUACA